This is a messenger RNA of Aspergillus glaucus CBS 516.65, 978 nucleotides long. RefSeq names its product putative 3-oxo-5-alpha-steroid 4-dehydrogenase. Gene Ontology annotation, molecular function: 3-oxo-5-alpha-steroid 4-dehydrogenase activity. Lineage: Eukaryota; Fungi; Ascomycota; Eurotiomycetes; Eurotiales; Aspergillaceae. The record is from RefSeq and is a predicted model, not a curated record. The coding region runs from base 1 to 978 and encodes 325 amino acids. Gene Ontology annotation, cellular component: endoplasmic reticulum. The transcript has 3 exons. Gene Ontology annotation, biological process: dolichol-linked oligosaccharide biosynthetic process; polyprenol catabolic process.
AUGGAUCGUCUCUCAGCGCUUGUGGACGGCUUUCUUGCCUCCACGCACUCAGAUGCUGUCGACGCCCUGAGAGCGUUCUUCCUUUUUGGAGCCUGCACGGUUCUUACCCUCAACUUGUUUGCUCCUCUGCGUUCCCGUUUCAUUACCUAUGGCGCCCGUGCAGCUUCGUCCUCAACGACCGCAGAGACACAAAAGCCGUCCAGCAAUGACACAAAAACCUCCCUGAUAACGCGUGCUCUCAACUUCUUGCAGAGUCUGCAGGUGCCUCACAGUUACUUCACGCAGUUCUAUGUGGUCUCAAUCCUGUCGUCGAUCUUCUGGCUGGCUCAGCUGCUCCUGCGAGGUUCCAUGUUCCAGGCCAUUACAGCUAGAAUCAGUCCAGAACAUCUGCAGAGCUCCAUGUCUGUGAAUCAGGCCAUGUUGUGUUGGGUUUUGAUGGUCGUGCAUAGUUCAAGGCGCCUUGCCGAGUGCCGUCUCUUUUCCAAGCCGUCUGCAUCUCGGAUGUGGUUUGUUCACUGGGUUCUAGGGAUCUCGUUUUACCUUGCAGCAACAGUGGCAAUUUGGAUUGAGGGAGCAGGAGCCCUCCGAUCUCACGAGCUGACCUUGGAUCACGUCAAGAUUACCAAUGCUCCCUCGUUGCGAACGUUUAUUUGCCUGCCUUUGUUCCUGCUCGCAUCCGGUCUCCAGCAUGACUGCCACCACUACCUCUUCUCGCUCAAAAAAUACACCCUUCCUACUCACCCAUUGUUCAAUAUGAUCGUGUCGCCGCAUUAUACGGCCGAGUGUGGUAUAUACUUGUCGUUGGCGUUUUUGGCUGCUCCCUCGGGAGAGAUGGUUAACAAGACACUUCUCUCGUGUCUGGCCUUCGUUGCCGUGAAUCUAGGCGUCACUGCUGGAAUCAGCAAGGAGUGGUACAUGCAGAAAUUUGGCGAAGAUUCGGUGCGAGGAAAAUGGAAGAUGAUUCCUGGGACAUACUAA